This is a messenger RNA of Capsicum annuum, 2546 nucleotides long. RefSeq names its product amino acid transporter AVT3B. Gene Ontology annotation, biological process: amino acid transmembrane transport. Gene Ontology annotation, cellular component: vacuolar membrane. The transcript has a single exon. The coding region runs from base 819 to 2096 and encodes 425 amino acids. Gene Ontology annotation, molecular function: amino acid transmembrane transporter activity. The record is from RefSeq and is a predicted model, not a curated record. NCBI's taxonomy places the organism in Eukaryota, Viridiplantae, Streptophyta, Magnoliopsida, Solanales, Solanaceae.
CCCAAAUUUCCAAAAAUAAAAAGAAUAUUUUUUUAUUUAAAAAAAUAAUCCAAAAUCCCUCUUUAAAACCCUCAUAUCCCUUUCGAUUCUCCUGAAUUUAGCCAAAAAAAAGUUGCAAAACUUUUUCACCCAAAUUUUCAUCCAAAAUUAAGGUAAUCUUGGUAUUAAAAAUUUGUUUUUUAUUUAAUUUUUGCAGUUGAAAUUGUGAUUCUUCAUUUUGAUUUAAGAUUGUUGUGACAUAAUCAUUAUUUAUACCCAAAAUUGAAGUAAUCUUGAUAUCAAAGAUUUGAUUUUUUUCAUCUUGAUAUUAAAGCCUCUGAGAGGUAGUGGGAUUUUAUAGUGGGUUUAUUGUUGUUGUGGUUGUUGUUUUGCAUUUGAAAUUGUGUUUUCUUGAUUCUUGAUUUUCAGCCAAAAUUGAAGUGAUCCUAGUUUCAAAGAUUUGAUUUUUAUCUUGUUGUUUUUUUGCACUUGAAAAUUGUGAUUCUUGAUUUUGAUCAUAGUACAUCAUCAAAAUUCAAAAACUUUUACCUCUUUUCAUUGUUUUCACACAAAUUUGAGGUAAUCUUGAUAUCAAAGAUUUGAUUUUUAUAUUCUUGUUUCUCUUGGAAUUGUGGUUCUUGAUUUUGAUUCAAGAUUGUUGUACCAUCUUCACUAUUUUCACCCAAAAUUGAGAGCAAUUUUAAAGUAAGAGAUUUGAUUUUUAUCUAUUUUUUGUACUUGAAAUUGUGAUUCUUAAUUUUGGUUCAAAAUUUUAGUACCAUAUUCACUAUUUUCACAUAAAUUUGAGGUAAUCUUGAAGCCAAAUAUUGUUGUACCAUAUGGGGUUUGAGAAAGAUAAAGCAAGUUCAUCCUCUCAUGUUUUACAAAUCCCAAGAGAGGAUACACCACUAUUAGUCAAGAAUCAUCACCUUUCAUCACCUUCAAAGACUUUUGCUAAUGUUUUCAUAGCUAUAGUUGGAGCUGGUGUACUUGGACUUCCAUAUACUUUCAAGAGAACAGGAUGGGUAAUGGGUGCUCUUAUGUUAUUUACAGUUGCAUUUCUCACUUACCAUUGUAUGAUGCUUCUUGUAUAUUCAAGAAGAAAGAUUGAAUCCCAUCUCAAGAUUUCGCAAAUUUCGUCUUUUGGUGAUUUGGGGUUUGCUGUUUGUGGAGGUUUUGGUAGGUUUGCUGUUGAUGCUAUGAUUGUUUUGUCACAAGCUGGUUUUUGUAUCAGUUACUUGAUUUUCAUAGCGAAUACGUUGGCUUAUUGUUUUAAUUACUCCAAAACUAACCCGAAUCCAACGAUCCUGGGGCUUCCACCUAAAGCUGUUUACAUAUGGAGCUGUUUCCCCUUUCAGUUGGGGUUGAAUUCGAUUCCAACGCUUACUCAUUUAGCUCCUUUGAGUAUUUUCGCUGACGUUGUUGAAUUAGGAGCUAUGGGGGUUGUGAUGGUUGAAGAUGUGAUUAUUUAUUUAAAGAGUAGUCAUGUUCUUGAAACUUUUGGUGGUUUUGGUGUGUUCUUCUAUGGUCUUGGUGUAGCUGUUUAUGCUUUCGAAGGCGUUGGAAUGAUAUUGCCUUUGGAAGCCGAGGCUCGAGACAAGGAUAAGUUUGGGAAAAUCUUGGGUUUUUCGAUGGCAUUGAUCUCUUUAAUGUAUGGUACUUUUGGUGUGUUGGGAUAUUUUGCUUUUGGUGAAAAUACAAAGGAUAUAAUUACUACUAAUCUUGGACAAGGAUUGCUUAGCAGCUUAGUUCAAAUCGGUCUUUGCAUAAACUUGUUCUUUACUUUCCCGUUGAUGAUGAAUCCGGUAUAUGAGGUAGUGGAAAGGAGACUGUGUGAAGGAAGGUACUGCGUUUGGCUAAGAUGGAUUACGGUUUUGGCAGUGACAUUCGUCGCAUUGUUAGUGCCAAAUUUUGCUGAUUUCUUGUCGUUGGUUGGGAGCAGUGUGUGCAUAAUUCUUGGCUUUGUGUUGCCUGCUUUGUUUCAUCUGAUCGUGUUCAAACAUGAGCUAAGAUGGUACGGUUUGGUUUCCGAUGGUGCGAUCAUCUUAUUCGCUGCAGUUUUUUCAAUCUACGGAACCUACUCUUCGUUGCUGGAGAUAUUUGGAACCAAGGAAUAAAUUGUUCGUUUUACUUUUAAUGUACAAUAUCAAGAGAUGUUUAUCAUGUACUACCCAUCAGAACUCCGAAGUUGAGCGUGUUUGAGCAAGAGUACGUACAAGGAUGGGUGAUUCCUCAGAAGUCCUCGUGUUGCAUAUCUCAUUCGGAAACAGCCUCUAGCUUCACGAGGUAGAAGUAAAUUCUGCAUGCACCCUAUCCUCCCCGGACCUCACUUAUGGGGUUAGACUGGAUAUAUUAUUGUUGUCGCAUAUAUGCAUUAUGAUUCAGAUUGGAAUUCAAUUUACUCUUGAGUGUGUUUUAUUAUCCCUACCAUAAGAGAGAGUUGUGUGAGGGACAUGAUAAUGUCCACUUAGCAUUCAUUGCAAAUGGUCAUAGUUUGUUCAGAUGGACAUUUGGCUAUCUUCAUUGUACUGUUUUAAGUAUUAAUCUAUAUCAUGAUAUGAGAACUA